Papaver somniferum (opium poppy) is the source of this 6998-nucleotide messenger RNA. Its product is annotated as separase-like. The transcript is spliced from 27 exons. Bases 115 to 6723 code for a protein of 2202 amino acids. The record is from RefSeq and is a predicted model, not a curated record. Lineage: Eukaryota; Viridiplantae; Streptophyta; Magnoliopsida; Ranunculales; Papaveraceae. Gene Ontology annotation, biological process: meiotic chromosome separation; proteolysis. Gene Ontology annotation, molecular function: cysteine-type endopeptidase activity. Gene Ontology annotation, cellular component: mitotic spindle; centrosome; cytoplasm.
GUUCUAAAAUUGGCGCCUUGAUAGUUUUCUUCUCAAAACCCUCUUGAAUUUCAUGUCCGCGGACUGCUGCUACUGAGCUCUCACACUAACACCACCACCACCACUACCACCGCCAUGACUACUUCUUCCACCACUGAGCAAACCCUAAUAACAAGGUUAGAAACUUCAGAUUACAAAAAUCUUUACCAAUCAGUUCUCGAUUACUUACAGCCCUUUUCAGAUUUCAUUUCUCUAGAUGAAGAACACCAUGCGAAGGAUAUCAAGAAAUCUCAAAAGAAUAACGCUAAGAAGAUUAAUAACGACUCAACAGAUCCAUUAUUAAUUCGUCCAUUAGCGAAACAAUUCCUCUCAUUUUUAUCUCGUGCCCUAAAAAUCUUACCUAAUCAACUCUCUGUAAAAUCAAAUGGUGGUGGAGUUGAUAAAGAUAAAGAAUUAGCUCUAGAGUUCUUUGAUAUUUAUCGUUUAUGUUUGAAUUGUUUGUCUUGUGUUUCUUCAUGUUUAGAAGGAAAACCAUUUUCAAUACAAUUUCAGAGGAUGAGAUUGGUUCGUUGUUUAGAGGUUUGGGAACGGUAUGAAGAAGCCCAAUUUGAAGGGUUCUAUAUUCUUGAGUGUCUUAGGGGUAGUAGUAGUGGUGUAGUCAAGGGAAAAAAAAUCGAGGAAAGAUUUAUUCCUGAUUUGGGUAGUAAUGAGAAGGGGGAUCCUGAAUUAGCUAAUUUGAUUUUGGAGCUUGUUGUUAGUCUUGUAAAAUGUGCAUAUUUGAGUCAGAGCAAGAAUCAAACAGUUUUUCAAAGAGUUCUUGCUGUGGUUGAUCAGGCUGCGCCAUGGUGCAGGGUUUUGGAUACAAAGUCAUUUGAGAGGUUGCAUAAAAUACUUGUAACGUGUCUUUACAAAUGCACGCGAUUCAUGCUUGCCGAAGAUGAGUCUUUCGAAGGAGAGUUGGUACAUAAUUUCUGCACCAUAACAUUAACCCAGUGUCUGAAAUCAUAUCCCAAAGAUCAAUUUCUUAAGUUUGCGCACAAUAUUUUUGCUUCUUUUCGCUCACAAUGGGCUAGUAGACCUGCACUCAUCCUUGACAUAUUACAACUAACGAUGGACUCCAUUUUGUGCGAGUGCAAGGUUGACGUGGAUGACACUGUAAAUGAGUUCCUUGAUCUUGUACAUUAUUGUGUAAAAAAAUGUCGAGCUGCAAAUGCAGACACAUGUAACGAUGUUGCCAAAUAUCUAGACAGAAUGGCAAUUAAAUUUGUUCAGGUUGCAGGACCUAUUGAUUCAAUUCUGAGACUUUAUGCUACCGGAUCACAUUUUAUGGGUAGCGAGUUUCAGUCAAGGUGCAGUGACUUUUCAAAUUCUGGAAAUCCAGAAGUACAACCAACACUUGUUUUCUUGCAUUGUAGUGGGAAGAACUUGAAACAUCUUGCUAACACCCUCGAUUCUUUAUCAAAGUACUUCCAUAUUCACAGCAAAGAUGACCUCUCAUCAGUCGGUUGUGUAGUAAAAGACUCAAGAAAUUUCCCACAUGCAGCUAUAAUAUCUGAUUUGGAGUUGUCUAAUGUGUGUAAACAUAAACACGGAAAAAUCUCUCUGCUGUCACACCUAAAUGCUAUGGAGUUCUUCUGUAAGCCGUUCACGGAGUUAGUUACUAAGGCACGUGUAGACAUUUUUGCUGAAAAACAAGAAGCUUCGUUUUUGUCGAAAAUCUGUCAUAUCCGGGAUGCGUUCCACCAGUUCUGCACUGUGUUUUUCAUCACUUACAGCACAUUAGAGAAGGAGAAAGAUAGGCUUUACGAGAGCUGCAGGACAUUGCUUAGUGCAGCCAUGGCGUCGUUUGUAAUCUCCCUUGGCACAAAUUCUGACAUCCAGAAAAGCGUUGAUUGCAUUGAUCGGAUUGUUUCAAUGGGAUGGCUUCAGUAUAAGGAAAUGCAAUUUCUCAUUUCGCUUCUUUAUAACACUGGUGCCUAUCUGUACAAUGCUAAGCAGCUUAAAGUGGCUUCUGUCUCUUUGGAUGUUUGUUGUACGGCUUCAUGGAGUUGUGUUUCACUUCUUUGUAGUAAGUUUACACAAAAAUCAGAAGAUAAUUAUGAUGAUUUGUCAGAGGAAAUAAUUUCUGGUUUUGUGAAUGAGACUUGUGCAAAAAGCGUCGUACUUCUAGAUGUUCUGCAUCAUUGUGGCAGUCCACAUUUGCACACAACAAUUGUAAAUAGUCUUUCACAUUGGUCUCUUGCCAGAAAUAUAUUUGGGAGUUUGAGUGUUCCUGCAGCAUUGUUGAAGAAGUGGGUUAAGAUAAUUUACAAGGAUUUUAUGGAUGCGAAGGUGGAGGACAAUGCUCCCACUCUUUAUUCUUUGUUGUCAAAAUCUUCUUCACGAUUGUCAAAGGAGACCCUUAGUAUUAUCUUGGAGCAGGAGUUAUUAACAUAUGAAGAAACAGAAUCACUGAGUAUCAGUCUAAGUAAGAGAAUGCAACUUAAAAUUGUAGACAUUCUCCUGCUUGAUGUAUAUACUACAGAUGAUAAUUGUCUUCAGCGAUCAAAAAUUCUUAUUAAGAAAGGGAGGGUACUUAGGACUAGUGAAAACGAAGGCCUUAAUGGCAGUACUAAGUGUGUAUCAGAGGCUAUAUCUAACCUUAUCAACGUGUUCGGUGAAUCUAGCAGAAAUGCUCAAGUUUCUCAUCAGUUAGCCCUUGCGUAUUGCAUUCAUGCAUUGUGUGUCCAGGAGUCUCAAUUAGACUUUGAGGUUAUCUCGCGCGAUAUUCAUCAUGCGCUAAAGCUAUGGUCGAGUAUAAAAUGGUCAGUAGAUGUUCAUGGGGAACUGUUGACUGAACAAGCUAUACCUUUGUUGUGUACUGUAGCUGAUCUUUUGUCACUUAAGGGUUGUUUGCAGUUACAGAAUGAAAUGUAUAAGCUGAUCAUUAAAUUUCUGAAAAGGAACAAUGUGCCAGCAGAACAAUGCUUGACCUUUUUAUGGGCAGACCGAAGGCUUACACAUGCAUUGUGCCCUUCACCAGUUCAUAAAGAUUUUGUCGAGGAUUUUGAACUGCAUUUUGGUGUUGAUUCCAGCUCAUUUGGUUUCUGGGUUAGUUGUUUGAAGGAUUCACCAGAACUGCUAAUUGGGUUUCGCCAGAGGUUCUCACUCUCUGGUUCCAUUUUGGGAGAUCAUCACUGUGGAGUUUCUUUGGGUUCUCAUGAGACCAUUAGUGAAGUUAAGGAGGUCACAUCAGCUCUGGUUUCUAGGGGAUCCAGGUCAGCAUUCGUUGCUGGAUAUCUAUACUACGACCUUUCUGAAAGAUUCAUUUCAAAUGGACAACUAUUUGAGGCUCUUUCAUAUGCGAUAGAGUCCUUGCAUCUACGUACCAAACUCCUACAGAAGAAAUUUCGUUGCACCUUGAAGCAGCAGCCUAUGACUUCUUAUGAAUCUGGGGAGACUACAAGUCAACACGAGCGUGGCUAUGUCAACGUUGAGGUACUUGAAUCAGUAUCUACUGAAGUUUGGCCUUUAACCACUGCUUCAUGGACUAUAGAAGGCUCUAUCACUACUCAGUGGAAUGUACUUCAAUGCUAUCUUGAAAGCGUACUACAGGUUGGAGCCAUUCACGAGGCAACUGGAAAUGUUAUGGCUGCUGAAGCCCUUUUUUUGCAAGGAAAACAUAUCUCAUGUACUGAAAGCUUGCCAAUAUUUACAGUUGCUUUUGCAUCUGCAUUAGGGGAAAUAUACGGCAAGAAGCAAAAUUGGGGUUUGGCAGAAAGAGAGCUUAACCAGGCAAAGCAAAUUUUAGCUGAUAGCAAUACUUGUAUUACUUGCAAGAGAUGCAGAUUGGCUUUGGAAGUUACUGUCUAUCAGCGAAUUGGAGAUUUAACAAAGAACCGUAUGGAUGUAAUUACAAGGGUUUCAUCUAUUAAUAGCUUAUACUCUGCCCUUGACUUAUACAAAUCAGCCCUAAAGAGGCUUAAACUUCCUGAAUGGGAUAACUCUCUCAGUUUCUUGGAAACAGAUGAUUUAGUGCAUAAGGAACUAAGCUCUCUGAAGGACAAAAGUGAAGGAUCACAUGUGAACUUGGUGCCUAGAAAGUCCAGAAAACCAAAGACUGCUCCACAAGAUUUAGCGGCUGAGCUUUUGGAACCCGUGAAUGCUCGAAUGAUGACUCGUUCCAGAAAUCGGUCCUCUCAUAAUAAUAGUGUACAACUUGAAGAAAAGAUGGACCUAGAUUGUCCUAAAAAUUCAAGGCGACAUAACAUUCUUGAUGAUCAUGCUAAGCAGAGUUCUGAUUUUGGUUGUGAAGCGUGUAAAGUACAUAGAAAGAACUGCUGGAGGUGUCUUCUCUUAAAAGUAUCGGAAAGUGGAAAGAUGAAUGAUUUCAUUUAUAUGAAAUGGGAAUUUUACCGCAGGAGGCUUCAACUAAAGUUAUUUAUUGACAUAGGAUAUUGCAUAGGGGUUGUUGGUGAAGUUCAUGAAACACAUGAAAUAUUUUGGCAAAGCAUCUCCGCACUGGCCAACAGAAAUAUACAGGAUGGAACUUGUCCUGCUACGCUGCAAGCCAACUUGCUUGAGUUCAUUGAGAAGGCGAGCCAGGGAGAUGUGUUUGCCAUUGAACGUGCUAUUGUGCUGUACCACAUCUCUUGGUUUUCUCUCAAGAAUUACCAUUCAGAAUGUACUAGGAUCAACUGUUGUGGUUUAUCUCGUAUUCAGAUUCCAAAGAUAGUAUCUUGGUUGAUGCAAGCCUUUGUACUCUGCCGUGAGGUCCCCCUGCUUUUCCAAAAGGUAUCUAGGUUGCUUGCGAUGAUAUUCUUACUCUCGUCCUCCGAUGGACCUUUUUGUUUGCCUCAUUUUUCUGGCAAAAUUCUCACUGUAAGUCAUUGGGCCGCAUACUUUCACCAAGCUUCUGUCGGUACUUAUCUCAGUCAUCAAUUCCUAUCAAAACCAAUUGGACAGCCGAAAAACGGCAAACUUACAGAUUCUGAGAGCUCACAUGCUACUGGCUCAACUAAUGGAGCAACAGAAGCAUGCAACUUACUCAGAGUUGCACCAGAAAGGAUAGAGGACCUUGAAAAUUUUGUAACUGAUUUUUUUCAACAGCUUCCAAGCAUCACUGUUAUCUGUUUAAGUUUGCUUGGUGAUGAAUUUGAUCAGCUCUUGCGAGAUAUUUUCCCCUCCCCGUCCUUUCUAGCUUGGAUUCUAGUCUCACGGUUAACUUCAUCUGCACAACCUGUUGUCAUGAUUCUUCCUGCAGAUUUGAUUCUUGAAGAUGCACUGGAUGAUGAUGCAAGUUCUGGAAUGGUAUACAUGUCCGAGACAAAAGACUCGAGUAAAAAGUGGCGAUGUCCUUGGGGCAACACUGUUGUGGAUGACGUAGCUCCACAAUUCAAGUUGAUUCUGGAGGAAAAUUUUGUGUCAUCUUCAAUGUCUCCCUCUGAUGAUACACAAGAGAACAGGGUGCUCUGGUGGUCAUGGAGGAGAAAGCUCAAUGACCGUCUUGAAAAAUUCUUGAGGAAUCUUGAAGAGUCAUGGUUGGGUCCGUGGAAAUGCUUGCUGUUGGGUGAACCAUCAGACUGCAGAAGCUUGAAUUCGGUACUACAAAAGUUGCUGACAGAUCUGAAACGUAAAUGUGGACAUGAUGCAAAUAAGACUCUUCUGAGGGUUAUGCUUGGAGGUGCUGGAUCAAUCCCUGAAACAGAAGCGUGUGUAUCUCAGUUCCUCCUCAACAAGAAUUACAUAGGUAGAGGUGGGUGUUGGGAUAAAAUCUGUGGUUUGUCAGAUACUGCUCGGGAUGUAGAUGAAACUUUAUUUUCGUUACCCCGAAAGUUGAUAUUAGAAGCAUUUAGCAAACUUGGAAAUGAAAGCAUAGGGAGACAACCAAUAGUUCUGGUGCUGGAUUCUGAAAUACAGAUGCUUCCUUGGGAAAACCUACCUGUAUUGAGGAAACACGAAAUUUAUCGGAUGCCAUCAGUGGGAAGUGUCUCUGCAAUACUCAACAUAAGUUGGCACCUUGAAGAACCAAUUGGGAGGAUCUCCGACACUUUUCCAGCAAUAGACCCCUUAGAUGGGUUCUAUUUAUUAAAUCCUGGUGGUGACCUUGAGCGUACUCAGGUUGAAUUUGAGGAUUGGUUCAGAGACCAAAAGUUUGAGGGAAAAGCUGGAACUGCCCCACCAGCGGAAGAGUUGGUUGUAGCAUUGGAAAACCAUGAUCUCUUUAUAUACAUUGGUCAUGGAAGUGGGGCACAAUAUAUACCUAGUUAUGAGAUACAAAAGCUGGACAAAUGUGCUGCAACCCUUUUGAUGGGAUGCAGUAGUGGAUGUCUCUCGCUGAAGGGCUGUUAUAAUCCACAGGGUGCUGUUCUCUCCUACUUGUUAGCCGGUUCCCCAGCCAUCAUCGCCAAUCUGUGGGAAGUGACUGACAAGGAUAUUGACAGAUUCGGCAAGGCGAUGUUAAAUGCUUGGUUGCAAGAGAGAUCAAAAUAUUCCGUUGAUACUUCCCCAUGCGAUUUGGUGAUACAAGACUUGGCUUCCAUGAACAUUACUACCAAGGGAAAUUCAAAGAAAAAAGUCUCUAAAGGGAAGAAAUUGAAGGAUGAUUGUACUAUCAGUUCAUCAAAAAUUUCUUGUAGCCAUGAACCGAUGAUUGGGUCAUUUAUUAGUCAAGCCCGAGAAGCUUGUACUCUCCCUGUUUUAAUUGGUGCAUCUCCCGUAUGUUAUGGUGUUCCAACAAGUAUAAGGAAAAAGAAGGAUUUGUAAGUAGAAACUCACUCUUCACCAGAUAGGAAAUCACCCACUAUUUAACACCUGCUCCCGUGUAAAUAUAGCAUCACCGUGAAGCUGGAAAACUGAAGUGUAUAGUAGUUAGUGCAAGGUUACUCCAAUAUCCAGACCCGUAUGGGUUUGUUUGAAAUGCCAUUGUUUGUUUUUUUCUAACAUUCAUGUAAGAUUAUAGUGGAACAUAUAUCAGCCAGCGCUGAAUUGUGUAAAUCAUAUCUCAGGAAUUUAUAUUGUAUUUGAGUAUUUAUAAAGAU